Perca flavescens (yellow perch) is the source of this 1191-nucleotide messenger RNA. Its product is annotated as N-acetyllactosaminide alpha-1,3-galactosyltransferase. The record is from RefSeq and is a predicted model, not a curated record. The transcript is spliced from 5 exons. Gene Ontology annotation, biological process: carbohydrate metabolic process. The annotation marks the transcript as partial. Gene Ontology annotation, cellular component: vesicle; membrane; Golgi apparatus. Lineage: Eukaryota; Metazoa; Chordata; Actinopteri; Perciformes; Percidae. Gene Ontology annotation, molecular function: hexosyltransferase activity.
AAAAAAAAACGCAGUGGGCUCAAGGAAAUAAGUGCUGGAAUCCUCUGCUUUCAUGUGUUGAUCAUUGUCAGCUUCACUUCCUUAUAUUUACGGUAUUUGGCGAGCCUCAUCCCUGAGGACAACCUGCCGGGGACUGGUGAGGUGACCGGUGAAGGCAAAAUAAGACAGAGCAUCAAUUUAGAUGACACGCUUGACUAUAGAGCCAGACAGGGGGUUGAAACACGCACAUCUUGGAAAGCUCCUAUCAUCUGGGAGGGGAUGUUUGACCCCAUUCUUUAUGACCAAAUGCACAUCCAAAACCAGUCAUCUGUGGCCCUCACCGUGUUUGCUGUGGGAAAGUACCUGGAUGCCUACCUGAAGACUUUCCUUACCUCUGCAGAACGACAUUUCAUGUUGGGAUUACAAGUGACAUAUUACGUGUUCACGGAUCAACCAGACAAGGUACCACACAUCGACCUUGGUCCUCAGCGAAGCCUGAAGGUUAUCCAGGUGGAAAAGCACUCCAGGUGGCAGGACAUCUCUAUGAUGCGCAUGAAAACGAUAUCAGAUACCAUAGAAUCAGAGAUUCGUCACCGCUGCAAUUAUGUCUUCUGCUUAGACGUGGAUCAGGAGUUUAAGGGAAGAUUUGGAUCAGAGGCUCUGGGGGAUUCUGUAGCUUUGGUACAUGCCUACUUUUACAAACUUCCAAAGGAUAUGUGGAGCUAUGACAAAAACCCCAAAUCCAAAGCCUACAUGGAAUACGGAGAUUACUACUACCAUGCUGCUCUCUUUGGAGGCCUGUGUGAACAUGUGAAGAGUUUGGCAGAUCACUGCUUUCUGGGUAUCAUGGAGGACAAACUAAAUGAUGUGGAGGCUCUGUGGCACGAUGAGAGUCAUCUAAACAAGUACUUUUGGCUUCACAAACCAAGCAGGCUGCUGUCCCCCGAGUACUGCUGGGACCAGAAUAAUAUUGACAACGACAUACACGUCGCUCGCCUAAUAUGGGCAGAAAAACAUUAUGACACCCUACGUGAUCAGUAGACCGGCUACAAGAUCCACAAAUUGUGAGAAAAGUCACCUGCCACUUUAACACUGGCUGGGUGAUAUGGUUGUAAUCAGUGUUACAAUAUCAAAAAAUAUGUUUAUGAUGUGAAUAUACAACAAGAAAUGGAAAAUGUUUACUCAAACCUUAAAAUAAAAUAAUCAAACUAA